Hibiscus syriacus is the source of this 555-nucleotide messenger RNA. RefSeq lists its product as uncharacterized. Bases 1 to 555 code for a protein of 184 amino acids. The transcript has 2 exons. NCBI's taxonomy places the organism in Eukaryota, Viridiplantae, Streptophyta, Magnoliopsida, Malvales, Malvaceae. The record is from RefSeq and is a predicted model, not a curated record.
AUGACUCCCACAUCAUCUUCCUCAUCCUUUCACCCUGCUCUUCUUGUUUCUAAAAUCAAGACACAUGUUCCCAUCACUCUUGAGAUGGAGAACGUGCAGUAUACAAAUUGGGCGGAGUUAUUCAAGGACGAGAAGGCCACAGAGCCGACCACCCUUAGUCAGGAAGAACAAGAGCUGUGGGAUACGUUGGAUGCUGUUUUGGUUCAGUGGAUUUAUUCCACGAUUUCGACAGAUCUCUUGAACACCGUUAUUGAAGCCGAUGUUUCUACCAUGACUCUAUGGAAUCAUCUUCGCGAUUUGUUUCAGGAUAAUGACAACUCUCGUGCCGUUUCCUUGGAACACGAGUUCAACAACACCUACUUGAAGGAUUUCUCCUGGGUUUCUGCAUAUUGCCAAUACCUCAAAACACUUUCCGACCAACUCAAGAAUGUGGGUGCUCCGGUUUCGAACAAUCGUCUUGUUCUUCGCAUGGUGGGUAGUCUCACACCGGCUUACAAGGGAGUUGCUUCUGUUAAUCGCCACAAAAAGGUACUACCACCUUUUUAUGAAGUUUGA